GGAAGGAGUCCCGCACACUUCGGUUAUUUACGGUAACAGGAAAUAUACUUUCCAUAGAAAUAGGGGCUGUAAAACAUGGGCUUUUCCCUGUGAUUUAAUCGGCUGGCGUUUAAAGAAAUUGAGUUUCAUCCUUGGCUUUAAUCCUGAAUUUGACGUGCGGCGUUUUUGGAGAUAUACAGCUGGCCUUGCUCCAGCGAUGUCUUCUUUGUGGCCAUUGGUGGUCUCUAAUAGUACUCCUACUUUAAGCUGCUUCAACUCCAACCAGAGCACUGUUCUCACAGGACUGGAUUUCGGAGGCGUUCCAGUCGUCCUCCUGCUUGACUUCUGCGUUUUCAUUUGUUUGCUGUUCCUCUUCACUGUCAUCAGAAAGACAUUCUGGAACUACGGUCGUUUAGCCCUGGUUGCAGACAAUGAAGGAUUUAGUGAAACACAACAUCGCCGUUAUGGACGUAUGCCAUCCACCGCAUCCAAUGCUGAAAACCCUGAAUAUGAGUCGGGAGUUUGCUCUUGGCUGCCCUACAUCCUGACAAUGGAUGAUGAAAAAAUAAAAGAGAAAUGUGGCAUGGAUGCUGUUCACUACCUGUCCUUCCAGCGACAUUUGAUAAUCCUGCUGGCGGUCCUCACUAUUACCUCCCUGGCAAUCAUUCUGCCCGUAAACAUGACCGGGAAACUUUUCCGAAACGAUGCUCAUAGUUUUGGAAGGACGACUAUUGCGAAUCUCUCUACCCAAAACAAUUUCUUAUGGCUCCACACUGUGUUUGCGAUUGUCUACCUGUUCCUGACGGUUUUGUUGCUGCGGUUACACACAUCCAAAAUGAAAGGCAUGCGCAGAGAAAAAGCUAGAAACACCCUGUUUGUGUGUGCAAUUCCUAAAAGAACAACCGAGGAACAAGUAAAAACCCACUUUACGGAGGCGUAUCCUUCUUGCAAAGUGUGUGCAGUGACAUUGGGCUACGAUGUGGCCAAACUUAUGUACCUUGAUAAGGAAAGGGUUCGGGCUGGCAAAAACCUGCGAUAUUAUGAGCGUGUCCUGGAGAAAACAGGGGAGCGUGAACUGAUCAGCCCUCGUGUAUGUGGCCACCUAUGCUGCUGCUCCAGUUGUGAAAAGGUCGAUGCCAUAUCAUAUUACAAGUAUAAAGAAAAGCUGUUGCUGGAAGAAAUGAGACAGCAAGCAGAGGAAGUCCCACGGGAUCCGCUGGGUAUGGCUUUUGUCACAUUAGAGAACGAGGCUAUGGCAAAGUACAUUCUAAAAGACUUCAAUGCGAUCAAGAGUGGAGGGCGAAACUGCUGCUGUGGGAAGAGGCCUCAGCCUUCGUCUGUCAGCAGAGAUCUAAAUGUAAACGAAUGGAUGGUCAGCUUUGCUCCACAUCCCAAAAGUAUUUACUGGGAGAACCUUUCAGUGGGCGGCUUCUGCUGGUUGAUCCGCUGUGUGGGAAUAAACCUCCUUCUGUUUAUCCUUCUCACCUUCCUGACGACUCCCACCAUCAUCAUUAACGUCAUCGACAAGUUCAACGUGACACAGCCAAUCCACUCCCUUAAUAGCCCCAUCAUUAGCCAGUUCUUCCCAACUCUUCUGCUUUGGUCUUUCUCUGCAUUGCUGCCUACAAUAGUGUACUACUCUACUCUAGGAGAGGCCCACUGGACCAGGUCCAGCGAGCAGCUGAGCAUGAUGCGCAAAUUGUAUUUCUUUCUGCUCUUCAUGGUCCUUAUUCUUCCCUCGCUAGGACUCACCAGUCUUGCCUGGUUUUUCCGCUGGCUGUUUGAUAAAAAGUUCAUAGUUGAUGGGAAAACAAGAUUUGAGUGUGUGUUUCUACCGGAUCAAGGGGCGUUCUUCGUAAACUACGUGAUCGCGGCCGCCCUGGUGGGCUCUGGGAUGGAGCUGUUGCGGUUGCCAGGGUUACUGCUCUAUGCAAUACGUUUGAUGCUUGCACGCUCUGCUGCAGAAAGGAAAUAUGUCCAGCAGCACCAAGCAUAUGAGUUUGAAUAUGGAGCCAUGUACGGCUGGACUCUGUGUGUUUUCAGUGUCAUCUUGGCUUACAGCAUCAUUUGCCCCAUCAUUAUGCCAUUUGGGCUUCUUUACAUAUUGCUCAAACACCUGGUGGACAGACACAACCUGUUCUUUGCAUACCUACCUACUCGCCUUGACCGCCAAGUCCACCAAGGAGCUGUUGAUCUGGCUUUAACAGCACCAAUCCUCUCCCUGAUAUGGCUCUACUUCCUCACCGUCCUUAGAGCAGGUUUCAUGACCGGUGUAUCUCUAUUCACCUUAGUGGUUUUGUGUUUCACUGUCUUCAUCUGUGUGGGCUUCACCUGCUUCGGCCAGUUUAAGCACCUUAGUCCGCAUAACUAUGCAGUCAAAGAGGAGGACGAGACUACAGUAGAGGGAGUGGAAGAAAGUGCUAAGGUUUACCUUCCCAGAGUGCUUGAUAGCCAAUCACCUGCCAGCACCAUGAAGGAGGCUAAAAACCAACAGUCUUAUGGCUCCUUAGAAGACAGCCCACCUGAGAAGUUCAGCGGGGUGGAUAGCACAGAUGCAUAAUGCCAUGAACUCUACAAUGUCACACCUUUGAGCAAAGAUGCCCUCAAAUCAUUCUGCAACUCUCCUAGAUCUAUUCACAGACUGUUCCAGCAUGUCCUGUUCAGACUUCCAAUGCACAAAGAACAAUCUAAUCUUACAAUCUCCAGUGAUAAAGUGCAUCUAAAGGGUGUAAGGUUUAAAAUGCUUGUUUAUAGGAAGGAAAUUUUAUUUUUUUAGGAAUUUUAUUAGGUAUUAAACUUAUCAUUGUGGACCCAAGAUGCCUAGCUAGAGCACAGCAUUGAGACCUUUUU
Cyprinodon variegatus (sheepshead minnow) is the source of this 2829-nucleotide messenger RNA. RefSeq names its product CSC1-like protein 2 (gene tmem63a). Lineage: Eukaryota; Metazoa; Chordata; Actinopteri; Cyprinodontiformes; Cyprinodontidae. The record is from RefSeq and is a predicted model, not a curated record. Gene Ontology annotation, cellular component: plasma membrane. The transcript is spliced from 23 exons. Gene Ontology annotation, molecular function: calcium-activated cation channel activity; nucleic acid binding. Bases 197 to 2539 code for a protein of 780 amino acids.